Molecule: messenger RNA, 216 nt
Organism: Brettanomyces nanus
Lineage: Eukaryota; Fungi; Ascomycota; Pichiomycetes; Pichiales; Pichiaceae
Gene: TFB5
Product: TFIIH complex subunit tfb5
Exons: 1
Coding region: 1-216 (71 amino acids)
Biological process (GO): nucleotide-excision repair; transcription initiation at RNA polymerase II promoter; nucleotide-excision repair, preincision complex assembly
Cellular component (GO): transcription factor TFIIH core complex; transcription factor TFIIH holo complex
Source: RefSeq, a predicted model, not a curated record
AUGGCAAGAGCUAUUAAAGGUAGUUUAGUUGAAUGCGAUCCUUCUAUCAAAGCAUUGAUCGUGAAGAUUGAUUCGGAUUAUAGAGACAUAGUCAUUGAAGAAUUGGACGAUACCCACUUACUAGUGGAUCCAUCCAAGAUUCCAUUCAUUAAGCGAGAACUCAGUAAGCUAUUGUCGGAAAAUAUGUACAACCUCAACGAAGACAAUCAAGCUUAA